Messenger RNA from Marchantia polymorpha subsp. ruderalis, 5057 nucleotides. NCBI's taxonomy places the organism in Eukaryota, Viridiplantae, Streptophyta, Marchantiopsida, Marchantiales, Marchantiaceae. The record is from the annotation of a GenBank genome assembly.
UUCGGGGUCCGCAGCUAUAAGGCUUUUUCGGAGGCGGCCCGAGGUUUCGAUCGGAUAUUUGCGCUCCAUUUUUUGCGUGUUUUCGGGCCCAGGCAGUCGACGAGAUUUGGCCCCUUUUUUUCCCUCCGCUUUUUCGUACACGGAAUCCGGAGUUUGAUUGUAUGAUAGUCGCUGUCUGUACAUAGAUACUCUUGCAGUUGAGCAGCAUUCUCGCCCGAUUGGCUCGGGAUCGAUUCGUUGUCUGAGAGCGAUCUGAUCUGAAGCGCCUGGGGCUGGCGCUGGCACUGCCGGGUCGGUGUGGAGUGGUCGUCGGAGUAGGCGAUUGAUUGAUCGACCGAUUGAUUGAUUGAUUUACCGAUAGAUUCGUCGAUCGAUUUGAGUGGUUGAUUUGGGAGUAGGGGCCAUUUGACGCUGUUCCGGAGCGGGGUUGGAGUCGGCCCUGCUACCAGGCCCCGCGUUGCAGGGCUCGCUGAUCUUCGCUGAGCUUGGAGCGAACGGGGAUGAAGGCAUGUGCCAAUAGCAUGGGUUCGCUGCAUGUUAAAAGCGCUGCGCCUUGCUGCCCACCAGGCCCUCCUCAGCUCAAGUCGGGAAGAGGAAGCAAUGUUAGGGAGCGUCACGGCAAUGUGGACUCGGUGUCUGUAACCUUGAGAGGUGCGUGCCAGUCCAAUUAUGCAGACAGCAAGGUGAACCUCGUGAAGACCUACUCGUUCAUAAAGACAGAUACGUCGUCCAGGUCGCAGAACAGCUCGAAUAAGCAGAAUGGACGGAACGGAGAAAACAGCACGUCGUUAAAAGGGAGAAAGCCUGGAUUAGAACUGCAGCCCCGUGUACAGGAUGCCCUGAAUAAUGGGACCCAAACAGCGGUUAGAGAAGUAGAUGAUGGAGGAAGGCGCAGUAGAGAUCGUCCCAGGAGGCAGCCCACUGGGGAACGCAGAAGGCGCGUUCAGGUCGUUGGAAACAAUGGUUUGGUUGACUUGGAAACCCAGCUGGGCUUGGUGUCCGACGACGAAGUGUCGAGAGAAAUUGACGAUAUUAAGGUUUCCCAGGGCAGGGCUCCUCGUGAAGAAGUUGAACGAACUUUGCUGGAGUCUAGCCUCCAAGGAAUCGGUUCCAGCGAGAUUCAAAGAAGACAAAGUAGUAGUGCGGAGGUCUGCUCUGACUCCGAGAUCCCCUCCCAAGGUGGACCUUCGUUUCAGUCGGCGAGAAGUGACUCUUACUCCGGAAGUAGGUCAGAAUCCAUGGCAGCUAGUCUAACCAAUGAAGUAUUUGACGUCGAAGUGGCAGAUCAGGUGCCCAGGGUCAGUUUUGCCAGUGAACCCAAUGGGCAGGACGAUUGGGUCCGGAAUGGUCCUCGAGGGCCCCCAUCCCUUGCAGAGCUUCCUGGAGGGAGGAGGGUGGUGGAACUCGUUGCUGCUUGGGAUGGCCUGGCUGGAAGGCUCCCUCCUGAAUUGGUGAGAAGUAGUGACUCGGACCUUUUGCUGCGCGCUCUCAAGCUCUCGGUGAUGGCACUGCAGAGUGCCACUCCAACAGCAGACGUAGAUGGUCGAACCCCACUGUGCAGAGCUCUCGCGGUCGCCCACACUCUCGCCGAUCUCGGGAUGGACGCUGAGGUUAUCAGUACCGGUUUACUGAGAGAAGUAGUCGAUGCAGGUCUAAUCAGCUACUCUGUAAUUGAAAAAACUCUCGGAGGAAGCAUACCUCGCCUUCUGCAUGACUGCUCCCGGGUGAGGCACAUCCCUUCUCGUGUGGAGACCCUGGAUGAUGAAAACUCCAAGGCCCUGAGACAGUUCUGCCUUGCCUUUCAUGACAUCCGAUCAGUGGUCGUUGAGCUUGCAAGUCGGCUGGAUACCAUGCGCCACAUUCAUGCCUAUCCGAGGUAUCGACAGCAGAUUCUGGCCCUGGAGACUAUGCAGAUUUACGCACCCCUAGCUCACGCCAUAGGUACGGGUUCAAUGAGCCUCGAACUUGAAGACCUCGGUUUCAGAGUCUUAUUUCCGGAUUCUUAUUCUUUCAUCGAAAACUGGUUGAGGAGCCAUUGGGUGGACGGAAGCGGGGUUGUGGAUGAAUGCAGAGACCAGUUGUCCGCGGCACUCCAAGGAGACGAAGAGUUGCAGGAGUUGGUUGAGAACAUUACCAUAACAGGUCGUUACAAAAGUCGUUUCAGCACAAUGAGGAAGCUUCUCAAGGACGGUAGGAAGCCCGAAGAAGUAUUUGAUGUCCUAGGUCUUCGUGUGAUUCUAGAACCCAAAGCUGGAAGUAAUUCGGAUGAAGAAAGAGAACGCGGCAUUAGAAGUUGCUACAGAGCUAUGGAGGUUGCCACUCAUAUUUGGAAGGAGGUACCCGGAAGGUUAAAAGAUUACAUUGCCGAACCUAAGCAGAAUGGUUACGAAAGUCUACACUUAGCUGUACACCUGUCUGAUCAAAAUGAGUGGCGCCCUCCUAUGGAGAUCCAAAUACGCACCGUGGAAAUGGACACGAACGCCGUGGCCGGCCAGGCUUCGCACUCAUUAUACAAAGGAGGAUUAACUGAUCCAGAACAGGUCAGGAACCUCAAGAUGAUUAUGGUUGCUGCUGCGAAUGUUGCUGCCACGAGAUUCGGUGAGAUAGCUAGAAAUGCCGUGAGCCUGGAAGGAGCUGAUCCGAUCUUAUCUGAGAACGACCAGAUUUUCAAAAUGUUCGAUAAAAAUCAAGAUGGAGUUAUAAGUGUCGACGAGUUCAGAGACGUGAUUCAUGAAUUGGGAGCAGAUAAGGAGGAUGCCUUGGAGCUCAUGAGAAUAGUAGACCUCAACACAGAUGGCUCGGUAUCAGCCGAAGAGUUUGGCAAAUUUCGACAUCAGAUUCAAAUUGCGCAAAAUCUUGCAGGGGUUGACAGGGAGGUGAGCUCUCAACUGGGCACCAAACUGCCGCAGAUAACGGAUACUUCUUCAGAAAUGUUAUGCCUGGGUUCUGGAAAUUGCGGCGAUUUUGAGGUCGAGUUGGAUACUUGCGGUUCGGGAAAGUCAGCUGACAUUGAAGUUAGCAAUCAGUUGCAUGCCGAGUCUUCCUCAGAGGGCAGUCAUGAUAUGGAUGGAGAGGUUGUGCCGUCAAAUAUGUUGGACACGUCUGAUGCCAUCCCCUCUUCGGAUGAGGCAGAGUUGAUUACAAGCAUACAGGUUAAUCCUAGCACCAACACGAGUGAUCCCAACAGGGACAGCCUUCCUGCCCGUUCAGGCAAGCAGAAACCAAGCUUAGUCAAGCCCCUACGCUUGCCAGAAAAACCAUUGGCACCAACCCCAACCACAAACUCAAGAAAGGAUCUUGAUUCUUGGUCAGAGACUCAGGAAUCCAUUUCACUCUGGCCAAGCAGUGUAAAAAACGCUGACCUUGAAGGGCUGAAAGUGCCGGCUCAGAUCGAUGAGUCCUCGGACAAAAGAGUUGAGGAAGACUUAUCAACUUUCAGACGUUUCCUCGCCUCUGGGGAUAAGGCAUCAGCCCGCAAAAUAAUCAUGACGCUGUCCAAGAAGUACCCAGAGAACAUCAAAGUGAUUCUACAUCGUGCUAGCCUUGAGCGCAAGUGUGGUGACAUGGUGGCAGCAGGAGGUUUGUACUCUCAGGCUAUUCGCAAAUUCAAAUUGAAAGGAGAUUUAGGCAUUGAUUAUGUGAGAGCACUUCAAGCCUGGGGUACUCUAGAGGCACAUGUACAAAACCCAGAAAGAGCCAGAUACUUAUUCAUGGAGUCGCUGAAUGCAAGCCAAAAGGGUGAGGUAGAGAGCAGCCUACGGGCCACUGGAGUAUAUGGACUACAUGGAUGGGCAAUGCUAGAGGAACGAACUGGAAACUGGAGCAAAGCCCGCGCUCUUUUACAGCGAGCCGCGGACCUCGAACCUGGAAAUGCCGUCGUACAUCAGUCACGAGCUCGACUUGAAGCACGAGCACACAAUUACGCUGCUGCUCGUUCGCACUUCAAGUUAUCUGUUGAGGCAAAUCCAGAGGAUGCGAAAUGCUGGCAUGCUUGGGCUAUGUUUGAAGCUAGUCAGAAGAAGUGGAGGAAAAUGCGACAGCUCUUUGGACGUGCGUUGGAGGUGGAUCCCGAAAGUACCUACACAUUACAGGCGUGGGCUCAUCAAGAAGGACUCGUAGGGACUGUCGAGUCUAAACUGAGAGCAAGAAAUCUAUACAAGAAAUGUGCAGAGAUAAAUCCGAACAAUGUCCACUGUUGGCAGUCCUGGGCUAUUCUGGAACAAGAAUCUGGAAACUUCGCUGAAGCUAGGAUUCUUUUUGAACGAGGUUUAGGUGCCAAUCCCGAGAGCGUGCUAUGUCUACAGGCCUAUGCGCACAUGGAAAGGAAAUGUGGGAACCUGGAGAGUGCACAAAGAUUGUUACUAGUCGCUCUAGCGAUAGAACCUGAGAAUGCUGCAUCUCUGAUGGAACUGGCUGUUGUGGAAGAUACUUUGGGCAACUUCGAAGUCGCCCAGGAGCUGUAUCAGCAAGCAGCAAUACUGGACAAGAAGAAAAGUCGAGUGAAGCGGCGCACAUUCGAGUCUCGGAAGAAGGAGUUUCAAGUCGAACGUGCUUCUCGAAAGAAGAGUCCAGCUUCUCUGAGGCCAGAUGUAGCGGAUCGAGCGUGGAGAAGUGAGCCUGAAUCAGGUGACAUGGAGAAAGAAAAGAAGACAGCAGUGGCUGUUAGAAGUAAAGAAAUCGGAUCAGAAAGUCGCUUGAGGAUACCCUUCGUCGCUGUAUCCAGCCAAAUUGAUAGGUAACCAGGCCAGUCAUGGGGCGGCUGUAUAUUACUGUAUGCUUGUAGAGUAGCAUUUUUUAGACUCAUAUUCUUGUGACACAGCAGAUGGAGUCCAGUUGUAGGUCUGGUGACCCGUGCUGCCAAGUGUCCACAGACAAGUCUGAAGUAUCAAGUCUAGAUUAUCAUGGUCUAGAUUCUGUACCAUUAUCUCGGCCCUUCCUUGUAGAUUUCAUUUUGUAUCAUAUGGCCAUACGUGAUGAGGUCUGUCCAUAGUGUAACAGUAAUCUUAUCAUUCUUCCUUGGGUUUGUACCCUCGCAUAAUUGACAUUUCAAAUCCCAC